AGACCAGUUUAAUCGGAGCCUUUUCACCAUUCGUAACAUAUAUAUGAAUGAAUAUGUUUUUGCAUCAGAUGACAGCAUAUCCGUCGAUAAUCCGAUGAUAUUAAAAGCGAGUGAAUGUCACAUUUGGAUUUCAUUCGGCCAACAACACAACGGCAACAAUAGCAAGAAAACAAUUGGUCACAAGAAAAAUCGAUAGUAACUUUAGUCUGCCCUGCCCUUAUCCACUUAGAAUCGUAUUAGAGUAGUAAUUCAUUAAAUAAAUCGAUUGGUCACUUACACAAAAGGAUGCUGAAAUUCAAGCUCCUCCAAACACAAUCUAUCAAUCGAAAACAAAGUGAAACGGAAAAAUGCCAUUACAAAAAAUCGCUGCGGAAUGAACGUAAUUGAAAACGGAAUUAAACAAAGUGCUUAAACAGAGGAAAAAUAAUAACAGAAAAAAGAGAGAAAAAAAUACAAAAUUAAUAAGCGGUAAAACAAAAAGCGAUAUUGAAUACACAGUAUAACAAAAGGCGAGGCAAAACAAAUAAGAGGACAAAAACACCAGCGAACACAAGCAGCAAACGGCAUUUUGGAUUUGUCAAAAUAUUUAUCUUAGACAUUUACUGUUAUUGCCCGUCAUUUAUAUAUGCAGUCGUUCGUUCAGUUUUACUGACUGCGGUGUAUUGUGCCUGGAACGAAUACAAACACACACACACACACACAUUUACAGCGCAGCAAAUUACGAGGAGAAAAGCCCUGAAAUAAAUCCCAUAAUGCCGAGCAUUCUGCUGAAUUCAACACACAUUACGACCGAGAAAUUAAUGCCAAUGGUCGAGGCAACAACAAAAGCGGCGGCUGUGGCAGCCAUUCCAAUUACCACAACCACAUCAACAAUCAUCAAAAAUCUAUCGGCCAGUUCAAAUGGCCAAAAUAAACGCACCAUAAUCAUCUAUCCAACGGUUCCACUCAGAGUGUCUCUGCAAAGCUGUUUGCGGAACGCACGAACAAAAGCUCAACAAACUCGAGCUAAAUUGUCACCUGAAUCGAUAGUCAUACCGAUUGUGUCGUGCAUCUUUGGAUUUCCAUUGCUGGCAUUGUUGGUAAUCUGUUGUUUACGACAUCGCGCUAAAAUGGCCCGUGAACGAGAUCGUCGUCGAAAUUAUGAUUUACAGGAUCACGCUGUUAGCUUGGUCAGAUUUAGCCCUAUCCAUAGGCUCACUAACCGUACCACGAGAGCUGUCAGUCUACGUUCUGAACGAAGCCUGAGUAGAGGUUUCCCCUCAUUAGAUUUAGACACGGUGUUGGAGGAGCGCAGCGAUCAAGAACAGACACAGACUGACUUGAUGACGCCCGAAUCACCGUCAGAUCCACAAUAUAGAGGAUGCGAAUCCAGUAGUAGCUAACAAAUAGUAAACACAACCGCUUCAUCGUCAUUUUCCACCAGUUAUACCAUAAAGAUAAAUGGCAUCGAUGAUCAUGUGUCGAUUAAUAAAAAAGAUUCGUCUUUAGUAUCAUCGACACGCUUAUCCAAUCAUACCCAAGAAAAAUCGGCUCAUCCAUUGAAUAAUCUCACGAAACGAAGGAGCAGCCUCAAGAACGGUGCCAUAGUCCGGUCAAAAAGCUUCGACAACGGUACAUAUGGCAUCGGACAACGUAAAACUCUCAGUAAAAGUAAAACACUCAGCAGUAUAUCACAUUGUCCAAAGAAAAAACGUUGCAUGGAAAAUGGCAUUGCGGAAUGUUUGCAUGAACGACACCGCGAAAGCAAACGGCGACGCAUAUUUCAAACGUCGAGCGUUGACCAUUCGCCAUUAUGGACCACAUUAACACACGCACGAACAAUAAGCGAUUUUAGCAUCGAAAGUUGAUCCUCCCUUAAAUUCAUCAUGGAAACAUACUUUCGAAGUGUUGACUGUGAUUCACAGCCCGUGAAUAUCAUUUAACUUAGCCUUUUGUGCUUUGAAACGGUGGAAAAACAGAAUCCGAACUUAAAUUAUUGUCAUGCUUUCGCGCUUUUGGAACCCAGCCCGAUUCGAAGGCUAAGUUAAGUGAAAUGCACUGUAUUUUAUGGAUUUAGUCUUUCAAAUUAAUUUUUAAAAAAAUUACCUGUAAAUAAAUACAUUUCGGAGUAGCA
Molecule: messenger RNA, 2113 nt
Organism: Sitodiplosis mosellana (orange wheat blossom midge)
Lineage: Eukaryota; Metazoa; Arthropoda; Insecta; Diptera; Cecidomyiidae
Exons: 5
Coding region: 753-1382 (209 amino acids)
Source: RefSeq, a predicted model, not a curated record